UACCGGGAGUUGCUCACACCAAGUUCUGCUCGGCUGCAAAGCGAAACUACUACAGCGGCAACAAAAUGGCAAGUUCAGCCUCUUUAGACACGGUGAUGUCCUGCGGGAGGACUGCGCCGUCCGCGGCUCCCAAAACGCUGGCUUUCUCCAUCGACUGGAUCAUGUCCAAGAGCUCGGAGCCGAAAGGGAACGCGGAGGAACGUCCAGAGGGGAAAAAACUGCUAGGGCUCUGCUCCCCAAUCCCCUGCAUGAUCCCGCUACAGCCCUUCAGCUACGACCUCCAAGCCAAGGCGCUGAUGAGCUAUUCGGAGCUGUGGAGAGCCAGUUUUAGGGGAACUUUGUGCGGGUCGCCAGCCGCUCCGUGCAAAGGAAACUGCGGGUUGUGCGGCAAAGCGGAUCCGAGCCUGAAGCAGCCGCUGCUGACGUCAGGGAGCAGGGUGGUAAAACCUCAGGUCCUGAACCAGGCCGUGGCCGUGCCUAGCAGUGGCUCGCUCUACUAUUUCAAUUACCUGGAUUCUGCGUACCAGCAGUCGGAGCUGCUGGCCGGACACUGGCUCUCCAGCCCGCAGGCCCAGGCUUCUCUGUCGGCGCACCACAGACUUUUGUUGCUGGAGAAUGCCAAACUGGCCGGUGUGGGGACUGACAAACUGCCCACACCUCAAUACCCACACAAGGAACAUCUGCCAGGGCAGCUGGACCAGAUAGUGAAGGAGAGUCAGGGGCUGACAGCUGAGAAAAGCGGCAUAAAGACUCACAGCAAACUCAGCGGCAGCGGCAGUGCGGACGGAAAACCCAAAAAUUUCACCUGCGAAGUGUGUGGAAAGGUUUUUAAUGCGCAUUACAAUCUUACCAGACACAUGCCGGUGCACACGGGGGCCCGGCCCUUCGUGUGUAAGGUGUGCGGUAAAGGAUUCCGGCAGGCCAGCACGCUGUGCAGACACAAGAUCAUUCACACGCAGGAAAAGCCUCACAAAUGCAAUCAGUGUGGAAAAGCGUUCAACAGAAGUUCGACGCUCAACACUCACGUCCGGAUCCACGCAGGGUACAAACCGUUUGUCUGCGAGUUCUGCGGGAAAGGCUUCCACCAGAAAGGAAACUACAAGAACCACAAGCUGACGCACAGCGGGGAGAAACAGUACAAGUGCUCCAUCUGCAAUAAGGCCUUCCACCAGAUCUACAAUCUGACCUUCCACAUGCACACGCACAACGACAAGAAGCCCUUCACCUGCGCCACUUGUGGCAAAGGCUUCUGCCGCAACUUCGACCUGAAGAAGCACAUCAGGAAGCUGCAUGACAAUGGCUUCUCGGCGGCUUCAGAGGUCUCCAGAGAGCUGCAGAGCUGAGCCGCUGCUCGUUUCCUGCUAUGACUUUAUAGCGGGCAUUUUUAAAGGCCCGACAAGGAAGUGAGGGAGUUCAAAAAACUGGACAAGAAUCUUUGAAAAGAAAUGAGGUAAUCGGCUCCCGUCAGUCUCCCAGCAGGAAUGCUACAGGGAACAAAAACAGACAAGAUCCGCACAACGCUGUCGGGAUGUUUUGGGUCCACAUAGAAUUUCUUUCUGCAUUUCCGCAGACUGAAGGAGAAAUGCCCUGUCUCCACGAUGGAACUGUAAAUAAUGAGAAUAUUAAUCAUAAUAAUAAUAAUAACGUGAAUCAUGCAUUGCCAUGUUGUCUAUUUCAUUGAAAAACUGUUCCUGUGAAUAAAUAAGUUAAAUUAUAUUGAAACUGAAUG
Molecule: messenger RNA, 1729 nt
Organism: Oreochromis aureus
Lineage: Eukaryota; Metazoa; Chordata; Actinopteri; Cichliformes; Cichlidae
Gene: fezf2
Product: FEZ family zinc finger 2
Exons: 4
Coding region: 66-1343 (425 amino acids)
Cellular component (GO): nucleus
Source: RefSeq, a predicted model, not a curated record